Notolabrus celidotus (New Zealand spotty) is the source of this 1247-nucleotide messenger RNA. RefSeq names its product ribulose-5-phosphate-3-epimerase (gene rpe). Gene Ontology annotation, molecular function: metal ion binding; D-ribulose-phosphate 3-epimerase activity. The record is from RefSeq and is a predicted model, not a curated record. Bases 72 to 758 code for a protein of 228 amino acids. NCBI's taxonomy places the organism in Eukaryota, Metazoa, Chordata, Actinopteri, Labriformes, Labridae. The transcript is spliced from 6 exons. Gene Ontology annotation, cellular component: cytosol. Gene Ontology annotation, biological process: pentose-phosphate shunt; carbohydrate metabolic process; pentose-phosphate shunt, non-oxidative branch.
GUAGUUAACGCUUCCUGGUGCGAGCUGGUAGUCUGCAGGGAGGCGGACAGUAACAGCAGAGAGUUAACAGCAUGGCUUACAUGGCGAGGAUCGGUCCGUCCAUUCUGAGCAGCAACCUGUCCUGUCUGGGCAGCGAGUGUGUCCGGAUGAUGGAGUGCGGGGCGGAUUACCUCCACCUCGACGUGAUGGACGGACACUUUGUCCCCAACCUCACAUUUGGACAUCCCAUGGUGGAAAGCCUGAGGAAGUCAUUGGGCCAGGAACCUUUUUUCGACAUGCAUAUGAUGGUGUCCCGGCCGGAGCAGUGGGUGAAGCCCAUGGCUGCUGCAGGAGCCAACCAGUACACAUUUCACCUGGAGGCCACCACAAACCCUGGAAACCUCAUCAAGGAGAUAAGAGAGAAUGGGAUGAAGGUCGGUUUGGCUAUAAAGCCUGGAACUACAGUUGAAGAGCUAGCGCCCUGGGCUAACCAGAUCGACAUGGCUCUGGUUAUGACUGUUGAGCCUGGCUUUGGAGGACAGAAAUUCAUGGAAGACAUGAUGCCCAAGGUGAGCUGGCUGAGGAGUCAGUUCCCCUCAUUGGAUAUCGAAGUAGACGGAGGUGUUGGCCCUGACACCAUACACAAGUGUGCAGAUGCUGGAGCAAACAUGAUCGUGUCAGGCAGCGCUGUGAUCGGCAGUGACGACCCUCGCUCCGUCAUCUCGCUCCUGCGCACCGUGGUGGCCGAAGCAAUCCAGAAACGAUCUCUGGACCGUUGAGAUGUGCUUUCCAGAAAACACAACACAGCAGCCAGUGGAACAGACUCAGACAUUUCUAUAUCUGGAGUGGAGGUCAGAGGUCAUGGUCAGAGCAGAGGGCGCCAGUGUGGCGUUAGCUGAAGGCCAAAUCGAGAUAGCUUUGAUGAUGUGAGUGAAGCUGCGCCGUGCCUCCUGAGAACUUUUUGAACUACAUCCUGUUCUGCACGAAUCUCCUCUUUGAACAGCUAACUCAUCACAGCCUGGAAAACAAACAUUUUAAAUCAGGAGCUGAGGUUAUAUUUGAUUUCUCAUCUUAAAACAUUCCUGAAUAUUGUUUGAUUUACACUGUAAGUUUUAAGUAUGUAUUAAUUAUGGAAGAAACUGUCCAGUGAGCACUGUGUUUGGAAUAUCCUCAGAUUUGCAAAACCUCCUUUUGAAUGCCACUCAGGAUCUUUUUUUUUUUUCAUAUUUCACAAAGCUUCUGCUCUUUUUUUUUUUUUUUUUUUUUUU